UUUCGAAAAGUACAUUUUAACAGCAAAUGAAGUGAAAUGAGUGUACAGGACAAACAACAACCCGUCGACCCCAAUCCCGAAUCCGAGGUAGUGCCACCGCCUCCACCAACAGCCGCAGGAAGACCCCGGCCACCCACUUCGCAACUCUUUUCGCGCGGUAAUCUGGUAAGCAGUCGGGCAGGCGGUGGGGAUAAGACAGCGCUGGCCAGACCAUCCACUGCGGUCCGGGCCGUGGGCUAUGCGGCCAACAGCAGUGGUUCCGCUGGCCAAAGGUUCGAUCAGUUCUUUCUGGAGAAGGCCAAGCAGCAGACACUCUCCUCGGCCAAUGCAGCCGUAGAUGCAGCCAAGGAAGUCAAUCCCCAGAUUAAGUACAAAAAUCUAGAGGCAAAGAUUGUGAAGCUACUGGAGGCAUCCAUUGUAUUGACCUCACGGAGUGCCAGCGGAGACAUCAAUCCGGAGGUAAAGUCUGCUCUGGCGGAUGCAUUAAACAAGGCCAAAGAAGCCUUCUCCUUGGAUCGAACACUGCACCGCUUUCGUGAUCAGCAGGGGGAGAAUGUGUAUCACAACUUUGAUUUGACUUAUGCUGUCUUUUUCAAUCUCGCCGAGCAAUACGAGCACAGUGAUAUGCACAUCGAGGCCCUCAACACGUACAGCAUCAUGACAAAGAACAAGAUGUUUCCCCAUGUCAAUCAGCUGAAGCUCAACAUGGGUAACAUUUACUACAAGAUGGGGAUCUAUCCGAAAGCCAUUAAAAUGUAUCGCAUGGCCUUGGAUUCGGUGCCCAAGAACUUGAACCAGUUGCGUCUGAAGAUCACCGAGAAUAUUGGCGUACUUUUCGUGCGGAUGGGCUCCUAUUCGGACGCUGCCUCCAGUUUUGAGUUCAUCAUGUCUGAGCGGCCGGACAUCAAGAGCGGGAUCCAUCUGCUGCUCUGCUACUAUGCCAUGGGCGAUGUGGAGAAGAUCAAGAGUGCAUUUCGCAAUCUUUGCGAUGUCCAGGCCGUCGAGAGUGAAAGCGAUCUGGACAGUGAGAAUAAUAUUAUCAAGCUGCAACAGCAGGCCGAACAGGCAGGACAAGUCGCAGGGGCACAGGAUCUACAAAAAUCCACAGAUGGUGAGGCCAGUGGUGGUGGUGCCGAAGUGGCCGUAAUCGAUGCCGAGGGUGGCAGCACCUACGAGAAGGUACAAGAGUCCAUCAAUACCUCGGCCAAGGCAAAGAAUCGUUCUGUUCUGCAGGCCCUCAAAACGGAUGAGCUGGCUUUGUACACCAAACAAAAGAGGAAUGCCGAGAAGCGUUCCAUUACAAUGAUUGUGGAUCUAAUAUCACCUAUAAUUGAGGAAAACUACAAUGAUGGCUACAACUGGUGCAUUGAGAUCAUCAAGACAUCGAAUCUAUCCUGGUUGGCCAAUGAACUCGAACUAAACAAGGCCUUGGUCUACCUUCGACAGAACGAUGUGAAUCAGGCCAUCGAAACCUUGCAGAUGUAUGAUCGCAAGAGCGAGGGAUCCAUGACGGCCAGUGCACUGACAAACCUGAGUUUCAUUUACAUAAGUUUGGGCAACCUGGAGAUGGCCUCGCAUUGCCUGAAUCAGCUGCAGGAUAUCGGAGCUCUGGAGACAAAUGCUUUGGCCUUGAUUAAUGCUGGGAUUGUGGAUAUGCAGAAGCAGAACCUAAGCUCCGCCAGGGAUCGCUUCGAGCGAGCCCUGCAGCUGCAACCCACAAGCUUUGAGGCCAACUAUAAUCUAGGCUUGGUGGCGCUCGCUCAGCAGGACUUUCAGCAGGCAGAGGAGCAGUUCGAGCUGCUGAAGGCGCAGCUAAUGGUGCCGCACUCGGUGCAGCAUAGCCAUGUCUACUAUCAGCUGGCAAAGCUGCAAGAGCGAAGACUCAGCAAUGGCUCAGGUAUUGUGGGGAGCGGCUUUAAGCCAACAGCAACCCCUGGAGCACUGCAGGCGUAUCUGCAGGUACUGGGUAUAUCCGCCGCCGACAUCGAUUCGCGUCUGUUUGAGAAGGUCGGCUCAAUGUAUGAGCAGAUUCAGGACCAUCAGGAGGCGAACCAGUACUACAAUGAGGCCUACCGCAUCAACAUGAGCGACAUUAGCAUUGCCAGCUCCAUUGGCUCCUACUACAUUAAGCUGCAGGCCACGGAAAAGGCCCUCUACUACUACGAGCGAGCGGUUCUGGCUGAUCCUAAUGACCCCAACCUCAUGCUGCGUAUCGCCAGCUGUUUCCGCAACUCCUAUCUGCCGCCCAAGCAGUAUCUGGGGAUGUUCGAGAAGAUCUAUGCUCGAUUUCCGGAUAACCUUACCUGCGUGCGGGCUUUGAUGCAGGUGACCAAGAGCCUGGGUCUCACUGAUCUCCACGAGAGGUAUUCCCUGGACUAUGCCCGACUCCACAAGCUGCAACAGGAGCGACAGAACGAGCAACGCUACCAGCAGCAGCGUCUAUCAUCGGCUACUUCAAGCAGUAGUCGAAUGAGAACUAUCCGACCAUCGAAUGAGGAACGUUUGCAGGAAAACAGCGAUCUAUCCGGUACUAUGGCUUAUAGACAGAGUUCGGCCACGUUUUCAGUUCAACAAUUUGAUCCUUUGGGUCCGCCAGCAGAGCGUCCACGCACCGGCAUGUUUCGUGGCCAACACAGCAGAGAUGAUUCCGAUGAUGAUGCGGAGAUGAAUGCCGAAAGCUUGUUGCCUAUCUAAAUGUCAUAGUUUCUUAAAAUAAAUACAUAUGUAUA
Drosophila persimilis is the source of this 2729-nucleotide messenger RNA. It is a transcript of the gene nompB, whose product is annotated as intraflagellar transport protein 88 homolog. NCBI's taxonomy places the organism in Eukaryota, Metazoa, Arthropoda, Insecta, Diptera, Drosophilidae. The record is from RefSeq and is a predicted model, not a curated record. The coding region runs from base 37 to 2694 and encodes 885 amino acids. Gene Ontology annotation, molecular function: kinesin binding. Gene Ontology annotation, biological process: intraciliary transport; non-motile cilium assembly. Gene Ontology annotation, cellular component: ciliary base; ciliary basal body; centriole. The transcript is spliced from 8 exons.